AUGACCAACGGUCUCGAGUUGAAUUUAAGUUUAAACCCGGACAGACUUUUACAGGAGCGAAUGCAACAGGAGAGAAGUUUGGAACGCCUGUUGAAUGAAAGAUCCAUGCAAGAACAACGCAUGAACUUGGACCACAGUCUCAGUAUAGAAAGACUUAAUUUAGAAAGAAGUCUUACGCAGAAUUUAGACAGAAAUUUAAAUAUCUCACAAAAUCCCGACAGGAAUUACAAUGAUAGAUCGAGCUUGAUGAAUGACCGCGCUUUGAUGGACAGAAAUUUAAAUUCUAUAGACAGGAAUUUAAACAACGAAAGAAUGGGAUACACUAACGACAGAUUGACGGAUAGACUGAGGCUUGACGGCAGUGAUAUGAGACAUAGUGAUAUUAGUAGAGAUUUUAAUAGAGACGUUAAUAGGGACUUAAAUGACUUGAAAUUUCGGGAGUACAAAGCGCAUUUGGAGAAUUUGAGGUCGGAAAGUUCAAGGUCGCUGGAAAGAGGGAACGACGAGGAUCGGGGGACGACACCCUCCACGCCACCCACCCCCAUAUCCGUCGGUGAAAACUUUCAAGAAGAAAAGUCUAAAAUAUGGAAAUGA
This is a messenger RNA of Diabrotica balteata, 594 nucleotides long. Lineage: Eukaryota; Metazoa; Arthropoda; Insecta; Coleoptera; Chrysomelidae. The record is from the annotation of a GenBank genome assembly.